CCUUCAUUCAGGAAAUGCCGGAAGCAAUUCAACCUCACUGUGACGCACAGAUAUAUUGUUUACGGAGAGUUAGCAUCCGCGACAGGUGCAAUUGUUAAUACUUGUACCUUUUAUACCCCUCACGCGACCACUGUUUCCUCUGGAAUGCUCAAAAUUCCGUGUCACUAAACAAUCCGCAGAUUCAAUUGUUCCCUUGGAACAUAUCGAUUUCGGUUGACUGAAAGUAGCCCAUAUUGGCCAGAAAGCCGCGUGAGAGCAUAUCCAAAACCCACACCAAUCACUACAGAGUCUUCGUAGAACGAUCAUGUCUUCAGCUAAGAAAGUCCGCACCCAACCUCCCUACGAGCUCCUCUACUGGCCCGUCAUCCCUGGCCGCGGCGAGUUUAUCCGCCUGGUCUUCGAGGCGACCGGAACCUCCUACAAAGACAUAUCCAACGAAUCCAAGGACGGCAUCAACGCCGUGCUCGCCUGCAAAGACGACAAACUAACGGUCGACGACGACGGCAACCCGCCGGCCUUCGCACCACCUGCUCUCCGUGUUCCAGGCGAGGGCAAGGACGGGAAAUCGCUCGUUCUUUACCAAACCCCAGCCAUUCUGUCCUACUUGGGAGAUAAGCUAGAUCUGGCUGGAGAAGACGAGGCGGAGAAGCAUUGGGUACUGAGCCAUGCGCUGACGGCUCUCGAUCUCAACAAUGAGACCCACGACACGCACCACCCUAUCUCUGUCGGUGCCUACUACGAGGAUCAGAAGGACGAGGCUCUGAAGAGGGCGACUGACUUCAGAGAGAACCGUAUACCCAAGUUCUUUGGCUACUUCGAGCGUGUGCUCAAGGGCAACGAACCCCAGGGAGAGGGGAAGCACUUGGUUGGAAAGAAACUCUCAUACGCUGAUACAACACUCUGGCAUGUGCUCAAUGGGCUCAAGUUUGCGUUUCCGAAAGAGGUGGAGGCGAGAGAGAAGGACUAUCCCUUGCUAUUUGAGUCGUUCUACACGAGCGUGCAAGAGCGGAGUGGACUGAAGGAAUAUCUUGCCAGCGACAGGCGACAACCAUAUAGCAAUGGCGUCUUCAGGCACUACCCAGAGCUAGACAGACAGUAGAUAAAUCAGGCAACCGUUGGGAGACGUCAGUAUGAUGCACGAGAAAAAGUUCAAGCAAUUUGAAAAAGGCCAUCACAUCAAAAUGAAAAUCAAUUGGUAUCAUACGCCCAA
Messenger RNA from Aaosphaeria arxii CBS 175.79, 1210 nucleotides. Its product is annotated as glutathione S-transferase protein-like protein. Bases 305 to 1099 code for a protein of 264 amino acids. Gene Ontology annotation, biological process: glutathione metabolic process. The record is from RefSeq and is a predicted model, not a curated record. Lineage: Eukaryota; Fungi; Ascomycota; Dothideomycetes; Pleosporales. Gene Ontology annotation, molecular function: glutathione transferase activity. The transcript has a single exon.